Molecule: messenger RNA, 5166 nt
Organism: Owenia fusiformis
Lineage: Eukaryota; Metazoa; Annelida; Polychaeta; Sabellida; Oweniidae
Source: the annotation of a GenBank genome assembly
GAAAAAACGGGAAAUCAUUCAAUCGAUAUUUUCGUGCAAUAAUUUUCAUAAAUUACCCGUCAAAUGUUCUAAAUCGAGGAAUCAUAUCAAACUAUCUAUGUAGGUGCUAUCUGAUAGAUGAACAACAAUGUGAACACCAACUACUCUGACCAAUUCAGCUAACAGAUAUUGAGCCAUGAAUCAAGCUAGUAAUCUUGUGGUUCCCAUGGUUCUGUGGGGACCACAUGCACCCACACAUUGUAUUUCUGCCAUUCAUAUGACAAGUGAUCUGCAAAUUAUUGUCACUGGAUCUAACGAUGGACAGAUUUGUGUUUGGGAUGUUUUACCCAAUUGGCAGAUAUUUCCAAGGAGCAUGUUAUUUGGCCACAGUGCAUCUAUAAGCUGUCUUACUAAAGCGAGUAACAACCCAGAUAGACAUUUAUUCAUUAGCAGUGCUGAUAAUGGGGAGAUGUGUCUAUGGGAUAUUAGCGAUGGCAGAUGUAUAGAACACACCAAACAUUCAACGAUUCACACAUCUAUUGAGGCCUACCAGUUUUCCAACGCACGAGAUAUCAAACUUGUUUGCAAUGGCUACUACCCAGAGAUCCAUGUAAUUGAUCCUCUAAGUCUGGAAAUCUUGUUUUCACUCUCAUCAAGAGUGGCUCCUGAUUGGAUAAGUGCUCUCUGUAUACUUCGACCAAUCAAACGCCAAGAUGAUGUGGUUGUUGCAAUAUCUAAUUCUGGAACAGUCAAAGUGUGGACACUCAAUGGCACAGAAUCAAAGGCUAGUCAACCAAUAUAUGAGGAUGAGUCAAAGCAGAUCAGGUGUCUGAAUGCCCACACUCUGCGUUGUUGUGCUUACAACCAACGUACUGUACUCAUAGUCUGCUCCAAGUAUUGGCAGAUUUACGAUGCGGGAGACUUCUCCCUGUUGUGUUCUGAGUCUAACCGCUGCGGGGAGAGGUGGCUGGGGGGAGAGUUCAUUGGAGUAGACCGUGUCGUUGUAUGGGGAAACAAUGGAAAAGGCUACAUGUACAAACUUCCAACUAACCUUCUGAAAGGGAGUAUCCUAGAAAGUGCCAAUUCUGAAAACCCACAGUACCACACAAAGAUGGGGGCACAAGUCACCCUGCAAGCCCCCCAGGCCUACAGUAUUUUAAGUCUGCAGUCUGAGAGACAUCUUAGCUGCUCCCCAACCAUGAUGUACCUAUUGGGGACUAGAGACCAGCAUCGCAAAAUUCUAGUGCGUGGAGAUUCUGAAGCCCAAUUAGUCGUCUGGGAGAUUCCAGAGGUGGAUGAGAAGUCAAUGAAAUUAGUCCGUCAAGAAAGCUUUGAGAAACUACCAGUGGUGCCUCCAAGAAGUAAUGUGUCACUAGAGGAAGUAUGGACUAGUUCCUCAUCAACUCCUGGCAUUAUAGAUCAUGUGUCAAAGUGUAAUGAUCGCAGUGAGCAGAUCACAGCCACAGUUUACAUUCCAUCACAGGGCAAGUUUGUUGUUGGCAGAGAGGACGGUAGCAUUGUCAUAGUGCCUGCCACUCAUACUAUCAUACUGCAACUACUAGACUAUAAACAACCAAAAACUAAAGACUUUGCAAGUUAUCGAACUCUAUAUGGUCAUGAGGGUCGGGUGAACUGUUUGCUUUAUCCUCACAAUGACAACAGCCGAUAUGAGGCAGAAUAUCUCAUCUCCGGGGGAAUAGAUUUCUGUUUAAUAUUAUGGGAUGUAAAUACUGGAAAUCGACUUCACACAUUCACAAUCCACGGAGGAGAAAUAUUGCAGUUAUUUGUGCCACCACCUACAUGUAAUACUCGAGUCUUGCCAUGUAUAUGUUCAGUUGCCAGUGAUCACUCAGUCGCACUAGUCAGUUUAAAGGAGAGGAAGUGUAUCAUGUUGGCAGCUCGACAGCUUUUCCCUGUUGUCACUGUGAAAUGGCGGCCGCACGAUGACUUUCUGAUACUGGGCUGUACAGAUGGCACUGUCUAUGUAUGGCAGAUGGAAACAGGUCACCUAGACAGGGUCGUUCAUGGGGUGCUUGCUGAAGAUAUUAUUGCAGCUUGUGGAGAAAACCAAGAUGAAGUCAUAGAGAAACUAGCAAAUCCUUCUAUCAGUAUUGCCCAGGCUUUUAAACGACGUAACUUAGCAACAUUCCAGAACCUGGCAAAGCAACGUAUCCAACAAAUGCAGAGUGCUGUGCAGAAUGCCAAUGUGCACCCAGGCAUCAUGCAGAAGGCACAGUCAUACCCUCUGCUUAUACAGGGUGUCAGGUGCAAUACUAAAGACCCAGAUGCUCAUGUUAUGUUCUUUGACAUUGAAGCUCUAAUAGUGCAAUUACUAAGUGACCAGUAUAAUAAUAUGUCCCCUUCUACAUUAGAGGCUCAUGGAUUCUUUGCUACUGAAAAAGCAAAAAAUCAAGAUGGUUUGGAUGAGGCACAACGAAAGAUAGCAGGUUUUAUUGCCAAAGUAAAAGAUAAAGCUGAAAAUGUUGGUCAGAAAAUCCAACAAAAAGCUGAGAGUGCUGGGCUGAAACCCAGUGGGUCCCCCCUUCUCACCCCCAAAGGGACCCCCACUCAUGGGGCUCAGAAUGGAGAGAAGGGAAAGAAGCCCAAAGGAACAUUGGUAAUCAGUAGUCAAGAUAUUACCUUGGAGACAGCCCAGUUGCUGAUGAGCUGUCUGCAUGCCUGGGGACUUGACCUGGACUUGGACCGCCUCUGUGCAAAUAAGCUAGGUCUUAUUAGACCUAAAUGUCCAGUGUCAUUUGGUCUUUUGUCACGAGGGGGUCACAUGUGCCUAAUGAUGCCCAGCUGGCAUAAACACCUCAUCGCAAAAACUCUAGCAACAAUAAAUGCAGUACCUCAACCAUUCCCACAUACGGAACAAGAAACCCAUUUGUUUACAACCAAGUGUCACUGGCAGCUCUCUAGCUCUACAACCACCCAACACCUUCUCACUGUGAUAUCUAUUGCUAAUACCCUCAUGGGUAUGACCAAUGCCUCACUUGUUACACAAGGAAAGAUAGUUAGGAGGAGUCUAGAACCCACUAGUAUGUUGGUGACAGAGUCCACUAGUUCAGGCACAGACAGUGACAAUGAGAUGGACAAUGACUGUAAGAGUGUCUACCAGGCACAGAUCAAACAAGGCUGGAGUCUACUAGCAGCCCUACACUGUGUGCUAUUGCCUGACCUGGUAGGGAGGAGUGAAUAUAAACCCCCAGAGCUACAAAUGCUUGCCAGACGCUGGCAGGAUAGGUGCCUAGAGAUCCGAGAGGCUGGACAAGCUCUCCUGCUGGGAGAACUGCGUAGGAUUGGUCCAGAGGGGAGGAAAAGGGUGAUCGACACAUGGGCCCCAUUCCUUCCCAGCUAUGUUGAUCCUAAUCUAAGCAUCCUUAGUGAGAACCAGGCAACCACAGAGACAGAGGAGCAUACUGACGAUGAUGAUGAUCAGAUGCUUACAACUGAUGCUCCAAUAAGAAAACUGACGUCGUCAUUUGAGAGUCGUCGACGUCAAGCAACCGCAAUUGUGAUGCUGGGCGUUAUUGGUGCAGAAUUUGGCCAAGAGAUGGAGCCAAGUAAACGUAAAUCCACCACUGAAACUCCGCAGAAGAAGUCAUCUGUCGCAGAGGGCUUUGGUAUCACCAAAUAUUCUCACGCUAUGCACACAAGCAAGGCCCUGACAUUCCUGCUCCUGCAUCCUCCUAGUCCCCGACUACCUGCCUUCACCCCCAUACGACGUGCUGCCAUAGAUCUGAUUGGUCGAGGCUUCACUGUAUGGGAACCAUAUUUGGAUGUGUCUGCAGUUCUUCUUGGCCUCCUAGAGCUGUGUAUAGAUGGCGACCACUUGGUCCCCAGCAUGACAUUUGGACUUCCCCUCAGCCCCCAGGCAGAUGCAUGUAGAACUGCACGUCAUGCCCUCUCCCUCAUAGCAACUGCAAGGCCCCCAGCAUUCAUAAUCACCAUGGCAAAAGAGGUCGCAAGGCAUAAUGCUUUAGUCCAGAAUGCCCAGUCACAACAUGUACAAACCAACUCAGUUUUAGUGAGGGCCAAAUCUGAAAUACUCAGAGUAAUCGAACUUCUGGUGGACAAGAUUCCCAACGAUGUUGUUGAUCUUCUUGUUGAGGUAAUGGAUGUGUCCGUUCACAGUAUGGACCACAAUCAGAUCAAACAGAAGGGACUCCAGGAAGUCUUCCCACAAAUAUGCAGGUUCAGCAUGGUAAGCUAUUGUGCAUCUAACAGGAGAAUAUGUGUUGGAGCUAAGAAUGGCGGACUUGCUUUCUAUGACUUAAAACAAUCCAAGUGCCAGGUAUUGGUUGGCCAUGGGGGUGCAGUUACUGCUCUUUGCUUUUCUCCCGAGGGCAAAUAUCUGACGUCAUACUCUCAUGCUGAUGGCAAACUUUGUGUUUGGCAGACUGCAUCAACAUCACUGUUCAAUAUAGGCUCCCAGCAGACUAAGUGUGUCAAGACAUUCAAUGCACCACCACUUGAAGCUGGCUCCUCCAUAAACAUUCUCAAACUGGCACGUCUCGUUUGGAUAGAUAAUAGAACAUUUGUCCUACUUUACGCCAAUGGGUCAGAGAGCAAAUAUAAAGUAUAGCAGAGUGAAUAUACUGUACAUAAACAGUGUAUGGUAAACCUGACUGAUGAAGAAACAACGAACACUGGUUAUAGCUUCUCAUAUUUUGGUUUGACGAUAAAUGGAAUUUCAGAAAGUGAAUGUCAUUUUCCAAAGUUUAAUAGCUAUUUAGUAAGAGCAUCAUUUUGUCUGUCAGUGGAGUCUCUCAGGUAUUUAGUAAUGAAUGAGCAUAUUGGAAAUAUUACAGUUGUCUGAUUCAUGCCAAGGUCAGGAAAUCCAAAAUAGCAGGCCAAAUGGGAAAAUUAUGAGAUAUCUCCAAUGUAUACCUUUACUUUAUGUAGAUAGAUUGAAGGUAUAUAAGAGUAGAUCACAAAUAUUACUCUUUACAUGUAUCUGUAACAUCUUUCUGAUUCUUGAAAAACAAUUGUUUUAUCUUCAACAUAUUUCCAAUGAAUGUUUAGAAAAUAGGUGAGGUUGAAGAUAGCAUAUAAGUUAUAUAUAUUGUUAUAUUAUGCAUAUAGAUACACCAAAGAUAAUUGUUAUUGAGGAUUGUAGUUCUUAUAAUGCUAUCACAUUCUCACAUAAUUCCAUCACAUUCUCACAAAAUGCUAUCACAUUCU